Molecule: messenger RNA, 553 nt
Organism: Cariama cristata (Red-legged seriema)
Lineage: Eukaryota; Metazoa; Chordata; Aves; Cariamiformes; Cariamidae
Gene: DPY30
Product: dpy-30 homolog (C. elegans)
Exons: 4
Coding region: 32-331 (99 amino acids)
Cellular component (GO): Set1C/COMPASS complex
Source: RefSeq, a predicted model, not a curated record
UCUACGUUCAGCAAAUUCCACUUUUCAAAUCAUGGAGGCAGAACAGAUUAUGGAGGGACAGCCGCAGGUUCCAGAAAAUCCCCAUUCUGAAUAUGGUCUCACUGAAAAUGUAGAGAGGAUAGUAGAAAAUGAGAAAAUAAAUGCAGAGAAAACAUCAAAGCAGAAGGUGGAUCUCCAGUCGUUACCCACACGUGCCUACUUGGAUCAGACAGUUGUACCUAUCUUGCUACAGGGACUUGCUGUUCUUGCAAAAGAGAGACCGCCAAAUCCCAUUGAAUUUCUAGCAGCAUAUCUUUUAAAAAACAAGUCACAAUUUGAGGACCGAAAUUAACUCCAUAAAAAUGAGGACAAUUUGGCUGCUAGACUGAAACGCUCAUUUGCCGCAAUUUGUUUUCUGCUGUAAAAAUCCUUUGGAACCAUGAUGUUGUCUUUCUUAAUCGCACAAUUUGCUUUACCUUUUGAGUUAUUUAAUAAAGAACACUUUACGUUUAAUUUGUUCACUUGUUUUAAACUGGCUAUUAAUAGACUUUCAAAAUAAAGUACUGAAACUGCA